UAGACUUGGGAGGGGUUGGAGGAAGAUAUAAAGGCUGGUAGCUGGAGACACAGAGCAACACUGAACUGGAGAGACUCAAGGGGAGGAGGAAUCAAACAACAAAACAUGAAGAUGAACCUGAAACUUCUUUUUUGCCCUGGAUUCCUUCUGCUGCUUAUUGUCAGUCAAAAUCAGGCAAGGGACAGGCCCAUUUCCAGCUUACAGAGUCUGUCUAAACUGUUAGAUGGGGACCUGGAGCAUCCCCUGGUCUCAGAAGAGAGGGACCAUGAGCAAGACAACAUGAUCCCAACAGGUGCCUUUGAUCAGCAAGGCACUGAAUUCCAGUGGACUGGAAACACCAGGGACCAGCCUGAGAGCAUGUCCAUGGAUGACAGCGCUGUCCAGAGGUUCUUCAAUGACCUUCUAAGUUUACCCCGUAGAUACCAAGGCAGAAGCAAAAAGGGCCUCUCCAGGGGCUGUUUUGGUGUCAAGCUGGACAGAAUUGGCUCACUGAGUGGACUGGGAUGCUAACUGCUUACUAUGGACUGACUUUGAGGUUUCAAAGGACCUGUUGCCUUUCAGUAAGAUAUUGAGCCCUUAUUCAUAUUGGCUCCACCAAUCCAUCUACUACAUCAUGUACUGGGCAAAUUGCACCCCACCUCUCCCCUGAAUUACUUGGCAAAUAGAACACACCACUGCUGUACUGUCUAUUUGUAUCAGAGUAAUAGUUUGUGAACAUCUGAAAUUUAAUUACAAAAAAAAUUGUACUGUUUGUGAACUAAAUGUAUAAAUAAAUAAGUCUAAUUUCUCAUUAUGUCACUGAUA
Molecule: messenger RNA, 804 nt
Organism: Tyto alba (common barn owl)
Lineage: Eukaryota; Metazoa; Chordata; Aves; Strigiformes; Tytonidae
Product: C-type natriuretic peptide 1
Exons: 3
Coding region: 106-510 (134 amino acids)
Cellular component (GO): extracellular region
Molecular function (GO): hormone receptor binding; hormone activity
Source: RefSeq, a predicted model, not a curated record